AUGGAAUCAGGGGACUCCAAUCUAGAAGCCUUAGGGGUUUACAUGGCUAAAUCCUUGAAUAAAUAUGGUAUUGCUUAUGAAAAUAAUGCCCCAAGAUAUGAUUUAUAUUAUCCUUUAACAUUGCUUACUCGUCACAUGGUUGAGCCAAGAAUGAAGUCAGAAGCAGAAAAAACUGAAUCCUCGGGAAGUCUACUACCCAUGAGAAGGGCAUUUGAUGGUACUUUCAUUGUCGCUGGUGGUUAUGGCAGAGAAGAAGGAAACCAAGCUGUAGAAGAGAACCGUGCAGACCUUGUUGCUUAUGGUCGCUUGUUCUUGGCUAAUCCAGAUUUGCCUAGGAGGUUUGAGGUUGAUGCUCCUCUCAAUAGACCAAACAGAGAAAUAUUCUACACACAUGAUCCUGUUGUUGGUUACACAGAUUACCCAUUUCUUGAAGACACUGCUUAA
This is a messenger RNA of Dovyalis caffra, 444 nucleotides long. NCBI's taxonomy places the organism in Eukaryota, Viridiplantae, Streptophyta, Magnoliopsida, Malpighiales, Salicaceae. The record is from the annotation of a GenBank genome assembly.